AGAUUAGCUAUAAAAGCUUAUUGAUAUAGUGCGGAAAUACCAAGCAAGCUAAGCUGUGCUACCGGGGACAGGAAUACAUAUAUUUAUUUUCUUCCGAGAUUUGCGUGUUUUGACUGAUCACAGUGCGCAACUAUAAGGUCGGAUUUGCUUUGUAAGCGGCAAAGCUUGUUCACUAUCUGAUCUAUUACCCAAAGGACAUAAAUUGACUAUUCUACAAUAUCUUAAUGGGACUCCACGGUGAGUUCUUUGAAAAAAAAAUGCCGAAAAGUGCCCCAAGUCGAUUUUGAAGACCUUUCAGACCUUUGAAUUCAAUUUUGUCAUCAAUCAGAAAAAGACGUCUUAAAGUAAUUGGUUAUAAAUUGACGUUCUUAUCCAUUGAAGACGAAUUUGCAUAAGUCGCAAUUUGURUAACCUUGUUUUAUUUUGAGGCAGUGUAAAAUAGUUCAGUGGGGUGCCGUCUGUUUUAUUAUUGUGUGUGAUCGCAGUGCAUGACGGUAUUUGUCUGGAGUUGAACACUGUCACAACACAAGUGUCAAGUCCCGACAGGCACUUGAUGACUUAGAGAAUCUAAUAUUAACAAUAUUGGAGUUCUGUUAUACUGUAUACAUUCUCGUUCAAUGCCUUUUUGCAUACGCAUGGUGCGUAUCGAGAAAAAUGGUGUUUCUUGAGAGGUGCACAGCCAUGAAAAUGUUAAUUCUGCCGAAGCUACUUUGGAUCCUCGUCUUCGUUGUACAAGGUGUUGGAAGUCAAAAUUCUAUMAAUCCAAGGCGUUCAAAGGCCAAUCUUACAAAUGGAGUACCCUCAUGUCCUAAAGUUUUACACAAUUCAUACUCUGUUUGCAAAAUGACAUGUCUUAUUGACGAAGACUGUGCAAAUCAUGGAGAUGAUCUUAAGUGCUGCCCAACAAGUCCUGGAAGCAAAUGCAAAGCUGAAUGUAGACAAGCAGUGUUGAGUCCUCAUGGAGGAAAAGUAUGUUAUGAUUUUAAAAAGGGAAGGAAAUAUGUCAUAGGUGAUGUUUUUCAAAGAGAUGGCAUCUGUUGUCAGUGUCGUGCUGGAGGGGUUGUGAAUUGCUCACUGGCAAAAUCUUGUACUCAAGGUUGUUAUUAUGGAUCCAAGUACUAUAAAGAAGGCGAUAGCUUCUUUACAGCAACUAAAUGCCAAAACUGUUCAUGCCGUAAAAGCGUUAUCUACUGUAAAUAUAAUCCAAAUUGUACACAAGAAAAAUGUCAAUACAAAGGUAAAAUUUAUAAACCAAGUCAUAUUCUCAGGCUUGACAAAGGGUGCAAAGAAUGUGUCUGUGAAAGCCAAGGUUGGAAUUGUAAUGCCAUUACAUGUGAUGCUCAACAAUCCAUGUCAUCGUMUGCGUCACCCUUGCGAUUUAACUCUAUUACGAUCWUACUACUACAAGCACUGUUGCCAGGCUACUUAUCAAGUUAGCAGUUAGUCUAUAGUACAUGAUUAAUCAUUAUUGUUAUUUUUUAAUAUUAGUCCCUUUUGGACGGUAACCUGUACAUACCUGUGUAUAUAAAUUAUAAUGUUUUUUUAAGAAUUACGGUGUUUAUUUGGAGUGUCAUAAUAAUAAUAAUAUUUUAUAGAGUCAAACUAAACAUUCCAUCGAUAUUUGUUAUUUAGUUGAGUUCAUUAAUGAAUUACUACUAACAUUAAUUAUUGAUUUGAUAUAAUGAUUUGUUUUGAUGUUUGAAUGUUAUACAAACAAUAAUAUAAUAAUCAAGUCACUCAUUUAAAUGUUGUUUUGAAAUAUUGUGUUACCAAAAUUUCUUUUUUUGAAGAAUAUGUAAAAAAUUAUGAAAUUUAUACAAACAAGAACAUAAUCAAGUCACUCAUUUCAAAUGUUGUUUUGAAAUAUUGUGUUACCAAAAUUUCUUUUCUUGAAGAAUAUGUAAAAAAUUAUGAAAUGGUGCAUUUUAAUCAUCAAAAUGCACUUUUCAUGGUGUAAAUGAAAGGUUGAUUAUACAGUCAUAUAUGGCGUAUAAAUACAGAACUUUAUAGAUGGCAGAGAGUUAGUAAACUUGACUCAUUGUUGGUUCAAUUUGCAGUAAUGUGUCAAUAUAAGUAUUGUCAGUAACAUGCAAAAAAGGUGUGUGGUUCUAUUGUAUUUGAAUUGUAGACCAUUUGUGAUCAGGAAAGUGGUUUUAUUUGAGUCUAGUAUUAAGUACUUUCAUUUAGUUUGUCUAAGAGAUGUAUUGUUAGACCUUUGUAUUUCAUGCAAUGGUUUAAAUAACAUUGUCCUAGAGAAACUAAUGGAAGACCAAGUCAAAGCUAUAUAAGGUGACCAUUACAAAGUUCACCCACAGUACUGUAUUUCGUCCCUACUAGUAUAAAUCGUUUACCAGUGGUAUUGCCACUCUCAUCUUAAUAAUAAUAAUAAUAAUAAUAGGGAGUUUGUUUAAAUAUGGUGAUUUUGUUAAAAAGUUGUUUUAUUUUUGAUCUGUAAUAAAAUUAGAGAUUUCUCAAAUAAAAUGUUUUGAUUGC
Molecule: messenger RNA, 2493 nt
Organism: Exaiptasia diaphana
Lineage: Eukaryota; Metazoa; Cnidaria; Anthozoa; Actiniaria; Aiptasiidae
Product: mucin-5B
Exons: 8
Coding region: 655-1437 (260 amino acids)
Source: RefSeq, a predicted model, not a curated record